This is a messenger RNA of Ceutorhynchus assimilis (cabbage seed weevil), 411 nucleotides long. The record is from the annotation of a GenBank genome assembly. NCBI's taxonomy places the organism in Eukaryota, Metazoa, Arthropoda, Insecta, Coleoptera, Curculionidae.
AUGACCGACACAACCUGGCAUUUAUCCACUCCAAAAGAGUUAAAACGAGAAUAUAAAGAAAUGCACAAUAUGGAUAGGGUCGAAAUAAUACCAAUCAUAUUAUCUAAAUUGAAAAAUAAUAAUAAUAAUAAUGAAAAUAUGGUGAAUAAUAAUAAUGUAAACAAGUCGCUGCCUGGGGAUCGCCAGGGCGGGUUUGGAGCCGACGCUAAACUCGACAGCUUGCGGGACGUCGGUGACAGGAAGCUGAACAGGCGGGCUACUGUCAUUCAAAAACCUACAGCCGACCUCAACCUUAUUCUCAAUAACAAUCAGUACAAAGAAACAACAACCUUCCUGAGAGUGGAUAUUGUUGGAGAUGGAAGUUGUCUCUUCAGAGCAGUGAGCAAAUUUUUGUAUGACCAUCAAGAUUAA